AUCCACAACUACCAGCGUCGUGGAUCACACAAAUCCACUGCAUAUCACUUUAUUCUUGGUUUUCAUCGCCUGCAUUAUAAUUCUCAUAGGUCUCCUUUCCUGGUGGGCAAAUUAGCAUAUAGAAAUGGCUUCCUCUGCAAACCAUGCCGCUGAAUCUUUUAGAAAUCCAUUCCAGAAUACCUUUAUUCCUGUGGACAGUGUGCAGGAGCUUGCACUUAAGAAACCCAAUGAUAUUCCACAGAGAUACAUCAGAUCAGAAGACGAGAGGCCAUCUUUAACACCACUUCCUUCUCUCUUGACAGUUCCUGUCAUAGACAUGGGAAAGUUUCUCUUGCACUCUGACGACCAUGAAAGACAGAAGGAGAUGGGCAUUCUUUCUAAGGCUUGCAUAGAGUGGGGCUUCUUUCAGGUUGUGAACCAUGGAAUUCCGCAUUCUUUGAUAGAUCGGAUCAGAGGAGUGGCUAAUGAGUUCUUUAGUCUUUCCUUAGAAGAGAAGCAAAAGUAUGCUCCACAAGGAGGAGAUCCUCAAGGAUACGGUAAUAUGUUUGUGGUUGAUGAAAAUCAGAAGUUGGACUGGGGUGAUGUGAUGGCUUUGUCACUUAUGCCUGAAAAGAUUGUCAACUUGGCUCUGUGGCCAACUACACCACGGGAUCUCAGAAAUAUAGUGGAGAAAUAUGCCACUCAAGUGGAAAGGGCAUCUCAAAUUAUUUUGAGUCUAUUUGAAGAGAACUUACAAUUACAAAGUGGUUAUUUCAAAGAGAAGCUUGGAGAAGAUCGAAUGUUGAAUAUGAGAAUGAAUUUGUAUCCACCUUGCCCUAGGCCUGAUCUAGUGUUGGGGUUAAGCCCUCAUUCAGAUGCAGGUGCCAUAACACUUUAACUUCAAGAUGACCAUGUAGAAGGCCUUCAUGUCCGCAAGAACAAUGAAUGGAUUCCUAUUCAACCCACUCCUUAUGCACUAGUUGUAAACAUUGCUGAUCUAAUGGA
This is a messenger RNA of Cryptomeria japonica (Japanese cedar), 984 nucleotides long. RefSeq names its product jasmonate-induced oxygenase 4. NCBI's taxonomy places the organism in Eukaryota, Viridiplantae, Streptophyta, Pinopsida, Cupressales, Cupressaceae. The coding region runs from base 125 to 877 and encodes 250 amino acids. The record is from RefSeq and is a predicted model, not a curated record. The transcript has 3 exons.